Messenger RNA from Eucalyptus grandis, 1169 nucleotides. RefSeq names its product tropinone reductase homolog At2g29360. Gene Ontology annotation, molecular function: oxidoreductase activity. Bases 364 to 921 code for a protein of 185 amino acids. The record is from RefSeq and is a predicted model, not a curated record. NCBI's taxonomy places the organism in Eukaryota, Viridiplantae, Streptophyta, Magnoliopsida, Myrtales, Myrtaceae. The transcript has 5 exons.
AGAGAGACACAUUACACACGAAAAGGAAAAACAAGAGUUCCGGGGAAAAAUCACACUAGGAUAGAGAAAGAGAGAGUGAGAAUGGCUACAGAGGGAGAUGGGACUGCAAGUAGAAGAUGUAGCAGCAGCAAUGACAACAAAAACAAGUGGUCGCUCCAUGGAAUGACUGCUCUUGUCACUGGCGGAACCAAAUGAAUCGGACAUGCCAUUGUGAAGGAACUAGCGAGGCUUGGGGCGACCGUGCAUACCUGCUCCCGGAAUGAAGCCGAAAUUAAUGAAUGCUUGAAAGAUUGGAAGAGCAAAGGUUUCCGAGUCUCGGGUUCAACUUGUGACGUUUCCUCAAGAUCAGAGCGAGAGAAGCUGAUGCUCACCGUGUCCUCGGUCUUCGACGGCAAGCUCAACAUCCUAAUAAACAACGUCGGGACCAACACCUUAAAGUCGACCAUGGAUUACACAGCAGAAGAUUUUUCCUUCAUCAUGACAACUAACUUCGAAUCGACUUACCAUCUGAGCCAGCUCGCACAUCCCCUUCUCAAGGCCUCGGGAGCUGGAAGUAUUGUGUUCUUGUCAUCCGUUUGCGGCGUUGUCUCAAUAAACGUCGGAUCAAUUUACUCAGCCACCAAAGGAGCAAUGAACCAGUUGACCAAGAAUUUGGCAUGCGAAUGGGCUAAGGACAACAUAAGAAGCAACUCUGUUGCACCUUGGUUCAUAUUGACUCCACUAGCCGAGCCUGUACUUAGUGACGAGAAGUUCCACGAGGAGGUGAUAGCAAGGACGCCACUCGGCCGCACCGGAGAGCCGGAGGAGGUGUCGUCUUUAGUGGCCUUCUUGUGCUUGCCAGCGGCCUCUUACAUAACAGGGCAGACCAUUUGUGUUGAUGGAGGGUUCACCGUGAAUGGCUUCUUAUUUCCUAGAGCAUGAGUCCAACUUUCUUAAGAGGUUUAUUAAUCAAUAAUGGCAACAUCUCUGUGCAUUCACGUGUGCAGGUAGACAAUUUCUUGUUCGUACAUAAGGGAGAGUAGAAGCUACUCUUAUGUUCAUUUACUCUCACCUUCUGAGUCAUAAAGCUAUGGAUGUCAUUUUAAUAUUAAAUUUUUAAAUUUUACCAAUGUAAUCUUGAAUAUUUAAUAAAAUUUUAAUAUAAUACUCCAGUCAAGUUUUUUAGAAAA